Molecule: messenger RNA, 2420 nt
Organism: Nematostella vectensis (starlet sea anemone)
Lineage: Eukaryota; Metazoa; Cnidaria; Anthozoa; Actiniaria; Edwardsiidae
Exons: 2
Coding region: 1034-1426 (130 amino acids)
Source: RefSeq, a predicted model, not a curated record
UUGCCAAAUUGUCACGGCUAUUUCAAACAACCGCUAAGAGGACAUUUAGCUGAGCGACCGCGCUUUUAAUAACAGACCGGAAGUCGUGGUUAUUAACUCUGUUAAUGACUAACGCGCGGCGCUGGGCGCACGCUUCCUCGAUACUUGGAAGUAAAAAACGUGAUGCGUACCAGCUAGUGUUGAAAGACAAGUGUGCGCAAUGAGCAUUUUUAGAAUAUUUAGGAAAUUACCUCACAGAUAAGGUGCUAUAAGCGGCAGUGCCAUGAAUACUGUAACAAUAAGAAGAGUUUACUUUACAGUGCUAAGGCAAUUAAUGGCGGAAACAAAUUGCGCAAAAUAAAUGACUUCAUGUUCAGACUAUGAUCUUGCCUGAGUUUUUAUAUCGCAACCACUGCAUUCAAUGCAAUCUCCCCCCUUUACAGUUCUCAUUUCUACACUCAUACGGUAUCGCGAAUGCUUUUUGACUGAUUUCUGAACUUACUUAAUAUUUGGAGUUCAUGGCCGGCGCGACCUCGGAAGGUGAACGCAUUAACAGUAUUCACCUACAAAAUCUUGAAAAAAAUUGCAGAGUUUGUGGAAAUCGCCUCAAGAAAUACAAAGACCGGUUCGAAACUAGUUAUAAUUGCAAGGACCACGUAGUAUUUCUUGCUGAAACCUACAAUUUGAGUAUUGAAAAGGACGAUCAGACGAUUCACCCAUCGAAGUUCUGUCGUGAGUGUUUUCGGUCGUAUCGCAUCAACACUCGCGAGGUCGUUUUUUUGGGAAAAACACACUGACACUUGCAGUACUUGCGAAAAAGAAGAGUUUGCAAGAAAAGGAGGAAGACCAAAAAAGUCAAAGCGAGGUGGUGGAAACACAAGAAAAGCGCAGCGACGGAUCUCCUUUGUAGACUCUGUUGCGGCGUUACAAGAUCAAAUAGCCGAUGUGACAAAAGAGAUUGCAAGUCGACGGAUUGAUAAUUUUUCAGAACGGUUUUCAGAACAGAUUGUCCCAGACAAUCAGCGAGGCCCUAAAAGACCCGAGAGAUGGGAAAAUGAAUAGGGAGGUUGCCGAACUGGGGACUGCAGUGGUGCGAGAACUUUCAAAGCGCUCAGCUGACAAAACCGUCUCACUACCAUGCCACGGAAAGUCAUUGGUGUUAAAACACACGCCAAAUUCCCAAAAGCCAAAUGACGAGGUUUCUGUCCGGCAUUUGAGAAGAAGGGUCUCUCAUUUACAGAAGGUCGGUGGGAGGCUAAGCGCGGGUGGGGAGAUGGACACCCUGGUUAUCCAUCACCUGCGACAAAGGGAGAAGAAGGAGCGCGAGGCAGUUCUAAAGAAAGCCCUUGGCAAGGAACUCAUCUUGCAGAAUCCAGAGGGAGAGGCCUUGGCCAUGAAAGCUGACCUCCGCCUACCUUGGUUUGCCCUUGGAAAGCUUAGGCUGUAGGUUUUUAUUUAUAAAAAUCUAAAUUAAUCCUUUGUUAGAAACGAAAUAAUUGGUUGAAAUAGCAACAUAUCUUAAAGUAUUUGUUUCGCUACGACAGGUGGUUUAGUUACUGGAUUUUGUCCACAUUUUGUUCACAAAGCCCAAGAAUAUCGAAGCGGUUUGCCACAGAGUCAUUGAGGUCUGCCAGACUGAGUGUCCAGAACUACUUGGCCAGGCAAGAACUGUCAAGGCAAAAUUCCAACAGUUGUUCAGCUUAUUCAGUGUUUGCCACUUCAAGUACAAUUCUGCGACCCCGAUGUCCCAAGAACAGUUAUCAAUUCUGGGUAAAUACGAAUUGAAAUAGUGCCAUUCUACAACCUGAAUAUUCAAACCUAUUUUGACUUAUUUUUCGCCAACAGAGCAAGAUAUCAAACUACUAUGUGGUUACUACCGCGAAACAGUUCCUGAUGAGUCUUUCCCUUCCAAGUUCAACAUGCUGGAGCACCACGUCGUGGAAUUCAUCAGGCGCUGGAGAUUCCCUUUGGGCUUUUUCGGGGAGCAGGGAGGCGAAUCAAUCCACCAUGAGCUUCAGGCCCUGCACCGUACGCACAGCCAAACAAAGCCGGCUACAAAUCGCCUUAAAGCCAUCAUCUAAGAUCACUACGUGAUCGUUGCACCGGCUAACAGGAACGUUAUUCCUGAGAAGAAACGGCGUAAUCUUAAAAGCAAAGAAAAGCAAUGAAGUUAGAAGUUAGAAUUAAAGGCCGAUAUCAUUGUAUAUAUUUGUAUAAAUUAAGUAAGUACUUAUAGCUUUCGGUUGAAUCAGGCAGACUCCAUUAUUUUAGCAAACGAAAUACGAAAACAUAAUAUUCAUACUAAUUAUUGUAGAAGCUUGCAAAAUAUUUAAGUUGCUUAGAGUUAUCGUAGAGGUUUUCUGAAACCAUAGCAUUAUGAUAGUAAGCGACUAACUUAAACCAAUUUGAAAGCCACAAUCAAUAAAAACAGGUGAAGCCUC